UUGGUGCUAGAGGUUCAGCCCUCUCCUGGAGGCAGACGUUGUCAUGGAAACGAAAGCAAAGCGUCGUUUACAUUAAAACAGGCACAGACGACAGGACCCGUACAGGAGAUGUGCCAUACAUGUAUCACAACAAAAAAGACUCAAUACGAGGCAGCGGUUUGUCGGGAGUCAAGUUCUGUAUAUGGUUGUGUAACAUUAGCUAGGAAAUGCCUAUCAAGGUCAAGAUGACAUCUUCAAGAAAAGCCGGGUCGAGUAUAAUCUAUUCACCUCAAUACAGAGACUGUUUUACAGAAAGCAUUGCCAUUGAAGAACCGGCAUGUACAUCCAGAAGGCAUUUGAAAGAACAAUCAGCAUCAAUGUAUGAAACUAGAAGAUUGCCUUAUCUAAGAAACAGUGCCUCUGCCUGUAUUGCGAAAAGAAAGGAUACUACAGCUUGGCUUUCACACAAUUCUUUCACACAUAUUCAGGCCAAUGCGGAUGUCGAAAGUUGUGAAGCAAAUGCAAUGGCUCAGACUAUACUGGACACAGAAAACGGAUUUGUAAAGGAGCUGGAUAAUUAUCUGAAAUACAAGGAAAUGCGGGAGCGAUGGAAGAAAGAGCUUCUUUGCAAGAAAUGGACUGAAUGCGUGUCAGGACCAGUUCAGCAUACAAUUGAAAAACACAUUAAAAACCAUUGCUAUGAAAAAGCAAAGGAAGGGAGACGCAUGUUUUUACAAUAUCUGGAUUGCUGUAAUAAAAAGGGUUAUGUGUUUUUGGAAGAUUAUGAUCCACGUGAAUACAACCCUUUUUUACUGCACUUGAGCAAACCACAUUAUUUCAAGUUUCUAACUCCUGCUCUAAACGAUCCUCUUCUGAAGCAAAGCUAUGAAAGGAUGCAAGAAGAAAGACUCAUCCUGCUGUGUCAGACAGGAAAAGUUUACUCUGACAAAGAAAUGGAGGCAUUGCACACACCAAAUUUGCCUCUAAUACCCAAAGGUCGUCACGGGGUUGACAGUAUUAAAUGGCUGCUAAUGCCACUUGGGGAUAUUGAAAGUGAUGUUCGACGCAAAAUCAGGAAAAAAUCUGCAAGAAAAGUAAAUUCCAAGGAAGAAUGACUACUGUUUAACCUACAGCAUUCUGCCUGUAUUCAGGAAUUAGAAUCCACACCAAUCAGCUUGCCUGAGUGUACAGCCACCUGCUUUCUGUACCCUUCCAUCAAUAACGUCACUUGUACUUCUUUAGUGCCUUUGAUCUGUUCUGUUUUACAAUAAUCAGUAGUCCCAGUUGUAUGCAUGAUCAGUUUAGUGAUCACAUUAAAACUAAUAGUGUUAAAUUAUGAGCAGUUCACCAGUUUAUUUUCAUUUUUUUAAGUUUUAUUAUUGAAUGAAAGAGUGUUGUACAUUAACCUGGACAGGUUGCAUUUUAGAUUUUAAAAAAUAUAUAAUUGAGUAAUUUAAAUCUAUUUUUGACUGUUUCUUACAGUGUGUCAUUGACAAACUGUUGAAAUAUUUAGCAUAUUAAAAUAAUGUUUAGCAGUAAACUUAAUACCUGCCGCAAGAUUACUCAUUUAACUUGUUUGUUUUAUGAAAAUCUAAGUAAUUUGAAACAUUGAUUCAGAAGGGUUUAUUCGUUUUUUUUGUUUUUUGUGUUUGUUUUGUUAUUUUCAAUGGAUGCAAGUACAUGUUGUAUAGAAUGGAAAUAAAACUAUAAAAAGUAUCAAUUUGUAAUAUUUAAGCAUUAAAAUGUGGUUAAUUAUUUUUUAUUCUUUUUUUUUUUUUUUUUACUAUUGGUGCUAACAAGAC
This is a messenger RNA of Acipenser ruthenus (sterlet), 1781 nucleotides long. It is a transcript of the gene fam228a, whose product is annotated as family with sequence similarity 228 member A. Bases 207 to 1094 code for a protein of 295 amino acids. The transcript has 10 exons. Lineage: Eukaryota; Metazoa; Chordata; Actinopteri; Acipenseriformes; Acipenseridae. The record is from RefSeq and is a predicted model, not a curated record.